Papaver somniferum (opium poppy) is the source of this 1026-nucleotide messenger RNA. RefSeq lists its product as uncharacterized. Bases 1 to 1026 code for a protein of 341 amino acids. The transcript has a single exon. Lineage: Eukaryota; Viridiplantae; Streptophyta; Magnoliopsida; Ranunculales; Papaveraceae. The record is from RefSeq and is a predicted model, not a curated record.
AUGAAAAGUGGUAUACCUGGAGUCAUUUGUAAAAUUGAUUUCGAAAAGACGUUUGAUAACGUCUCAUGGGAAUUCGUUGAUGAAGUUAUGCAAAAAAUGAGGGUUGGGGAACUUUGGCGUAAAUGGAUACAUGGUUGUAUUAAUAAUACUCCAUUUUUUGUCUUAAUCAAUGGGUCGUAUCACACAAAGUUCAUUACUGGAAAAGGGCUAACUCAAGGUGAUACUCUUUCCCCGUUCUUAUUUAUGAUAGUUUCGGAAGCUCUAAAUUUGAUGCUGCAAUUGGGUCACGAACAAGAACACAUAGGGGGUUUUGCUAUGAACCAGAAUGGGUUCACAGUGAGUUAUCUACAAUAUGCAGACGACACUUUGGUUUUCUUAGAUGAAUCUCCAGACCAGAUGAAUUACUUGAGAUACUAUUUGAUUGGUUUCGAGAUGGUUUCAGGCCUGAAAAUUAAUUUUGCAAAAUGUGGCCUUUUUGGUGUUGCGGGGGCGAGAAACAUAGACUCCAUGACAGCAAUGUUGGGAUGCAAGACGGAAAUUCUCCCCUCCUCUUAUUUGUGUAUCCCUCUAGGCGAUUCUUCAUCAUCAAUCAAAUGGGAAGCCCUCAUCGAGAAGUGCAAGAGUAGACUUUGCUCGUGGAAAAGAUCGAGUCUCUCGAAAGCGGGUAAAUUAAAUCUAACUAAAAGUGUCGUAUCCAGCAUUCUGAUAUAUAUGUUAUCUUUGUUUAUUGCUCCUCCAAAAGUUAUCAAAGUUCUUGAGAAAGUAAUCAGAGACUUCCUAUGGGACCCUUCGGAAACGAAAAAAGGUUAUCACUAUGUGUCUUGGAAGAAAUGUCGCACUCCUCUCAAAUCAGGAGGCUUAGGUAUCAAAUCCUUGAAGAAUAUGAACAGGGCCUUGAUUUCAAAGUGGUGGUGGCGUUUUAAUAAAGAAAAGACAGCCUUAUGGAGGAAAGCCAUGACCUCCAAAUAUAAUACAAUCCACUUUGAGAGAGAGACCGAAAAGCCGAAACCUCCCAACAAAUACUGA